This is a messenger RNA of Penicillium canariense, 1977 nucleotides long. RefSeq lists its product as uncharacterized. The transcript is spliced from 3 exons. Bases 1 to 1977 code for a protein of 658 amino acids. The record is from RefSeq and is a predicted model, not a curated record. NCBI's taxonomy places the organism in Eukaryota, Fungi, Ascomycota, Eurotiomycetes, Eurotiales, Aspergillaceae.
AUGGGUAAAGGACUCGCCAGACUUAUCGGCUCUGGCAUUGGCUUCACCUCUGAAGUCAUUCAGGCAGCCCGAAACCGUAGCCAAGACUCUACUUCUACUUCUCCCUCUGAAUCUGCUUCAGAGACUCCUCGCUCUAUUCCUGGUGCGGAAAGAGAGAGAGGCAACUAUGUCGCAGCCGGUGACCAGAUACACUAUCCCGACACCUGCGAGGGCCGCACGGAGCUACCCAUUCGUGAGGGCCGCGAACAGCGGGGCAACGAAAGCGAGCUACCAAGACGGGAGUCGGAGCUCCCAACAGAAGAAGAGCUUCCGUCCUACUCACUCGGCUCAAAACAACAGAGCAAAACGGCUGAAGCAGGGUAUUCAUCGGAUGUUGACGAGAAGAGAAGGAGCCAUUCUUCUGAGAGGGGGAAUGACGGCGACGAUGCCCCUGUCGACACCAGAAAUGGCCACGGGAGCUCAAUGGAUGAGGAUGAGGCUGCUUGGCAACUCGAUGAAGCGACCGAAGAGUUCGGAUUGCCCACAUAUGAUCAAGCGGAAUUCCACGCUGGUGCGGAAGGUGCUCAAAGGGGCCUCGAGACGGGUGCCGAGAAUGACCGCGAGGAGAUCAGUACGGAGGACUCUCAAGAUGAGCAGGAGAAGAAGAGAGAGCGCAUGAUCCGCGCACUCGUGGCGAUGGCGGGGCCACCACCGGCGCAGCCGCAGCGACUCCCGUACCCAGUGAUUAUUCCUCAGCGCAGGCCUGGCGCUAAGAAGCGUGGGUUUGUGCGUGCAUAUGCACCUGUGUUGGCCGACCAGGGUAUCAGCCAAGAUGCGUUUCUGAAGUUCAUCAGUGACUUCCAUAAAGCGAGUCAGGCUUCAAUGUGGCUCCAGGUCAUUGUUGUCGCAGCCAACAUCACCGGCUUCUCCCCUUCAUUAACAGUCGCGUUAACCGCCGCAGCAAUCCAAAUUGUAGCGGAUACAGCACAGCAAUUCCAAAUACGUCACCGUACCAAUUCCUACCUUGAUAGGGCGAAUCAAGAAAUCUUCAUGCCUCGCGGUCAAUACGCGAUGAUCAUGAAAUUCACCGAUCGGCCUCCCAAGCCGACGAAGAAGCAGAAGCAGAACAAGAAACAGAAUGCGAGCUCCCUUGAUUCCGAAUCUGACCGACUUGGCGGACUCUUCUCAACCGAGCAGGUCAAUUUCAAUCAACCAGGCGCCUCAGCGGAGGUUGAUCCCAAUAUGCCUCAGCCAACAAGGCCUGAGUUCGAUGCAGCAGUGACAAUCUCCAAGUAUACCCAUAGCAAGGAGCACCCACAAAUGAACGCGUGGAAGCAGCGCAUGAAGCAUUAUCGACUAGAAAGUGGCGCGACUCAAGGCGAGAUGCAGCUUCCGGAGUGUGCGCCACUAGUCUUCCCGGAGAUUGACCGAGCUGCGAUGCGGGUAAGGGAUGGCCUGGAGCCCAAGUCGAAGUUUCAGUCGGGAAGAACCUGGGUUCGAGACUACAUCGAUCGAAAGUCGCAGGCAGCAUUUGAAGCUGAGCAUAAGGGGUCUGCGGUGGCUGUGCCCGAGUCGGGACGCAAGGCCUUCACUUCACGCUACAACGACCCUAAUCACCCAGUGAAUAAUGGGAACCUUCUGACAACCCUGAGCGGUGGUCUGUAUCAGCCCAAACCAAGUCUAUUGGAUCGUGCCGGGGCUGCCAUCAAGAAAUCACAGGACAAGAAGCGGGCUGCUCAAGGUCUCCCUCCGAGUGAAACGUGGAAAGAGAAAUGGGCCAGAAAGAAGAAGGAAACUGGCAGCAGAAUGAAGAUUCUUAGCGAGGAUGUGAUGUAUCUGAUGAUCGUCAACAUGCCCACCGAGGAGGAGCUGAGUGAGUCCGUUGCUAAGUUGCAAUAUCUCGCGCAGCAGGGAGAUCUUGGAAGCGAUGGGACUGGAGGAUCAUCUCUCGUGAAUGGCUGGGAUGUGGCUAAUAUAGCAACUUUGGCUGUUAACUAG